Mus musculus (house mouse) is the source of this 2529-nucleotide messenger RNA. It is a transcript of the gene Fam178b, whose product is annotated as family with sequence similarity 178, member B. The record is from RefSeq and is marked validated. The transcript has 17 exons. Bases 383 to 2239 code for a protein of 618 amino acids. Lineage: Eukaryota; Metazoa; Chordata; Mammalia; Rodentia; Muridae.
GAGAGGUCACAGCCUGCCCUAACGGUGAGUGCGCUAGGCCUGGCAGGCUCGGUUGGGCCCCCGAGAAGGUCCCUCCUCUCGACUGUCCCUGCUGACCUGGCCCCCCACCACCGUGGUCUCCUGCUCCAGCUUCUUGUGCCCCAUCUUCUGAGGCUGCCUCGGAGGUUCCUUCCCGUGCCACGGCUUCCUGUGGCUGCUCUUCAGGUUCUUGAGUCCAGGGCUCCCAUGAGUAGGCCUCCAUCACAGCCCGCGGGGUAGGACCAAAAGCUGCCUUUUACCGAGCCUCAAGUGCAGCCUGCUGGACCACCUCCUUCUCCACUCAGGGCCACAGCUCUGCAGCCCUACAGUGGCUCUAACUCCCAAAUCACUGAAGAGGCCCAAGAUGCAGAUGCCCAGGGACUCGUUCCCCACUGACUGGAGCCCACCUCCUGUAGAGUUCCUAAACAAGCCCAAGAAAGCACCUCCAGCCAAAAAGGGACCCCUUGAGGACUUGGAGAAGGACCCUCCAGAUCCCAACCAGAAGGUGGAGCUGGCCUCCCUGGAGGAGCUCUUCUGGAACAUGGCAAGUCCAAGCCAACAGGCUGGGACCCCAGAGAUUUCCUCUGGGAGCUCACAAUGCUACAUCAAUAACUUAGAUUACUUACUGCAAGAAAAGAGGGAGCAGGCCCUGGAGCAGGAAUGGGAGCAGUUGCUGCAGCAGACACAUCCUAGGCUGAAGUCCUCUGUGUGUGAUGAUAAUGACGACAGUGACACAGAAGCAGUGCUCAUGCCUGAGCACAGGAUGCUGGUGGAGAAGUUCUCCGUGUCCCUGCAGGUCAUCUCGCCAGUGCAUCCGGGUGAAACUGUAUUCUUGCCUAGGCGUCACCCUUUGCCUUGCUUCCUGGACUCCUCUCGUCUAAAGCCGCACAGCCCAUUGGAAGAGCUGUUCCUCAGGUCCUCGCUGCCCGAGCAGCUCUCCUUCCUACACAAUGGCCUCCUGAGCAACCUCUACCUGCAUGCUGCUGACUGCCCUCAGCCUCUGCUGCAGUGGCUGUUCCAGUUGUUAACAUGGCCUCCAGAAACAUCUUCAAGAGCUUUUGGCCUCCUCUGGGAUCUCAGUAUAGAUGGACUGUUCCGUCAGCCUGAUGAAGACAUGCAUUUCUGGUGUCCCUCACUGCAGGAGGUCAAAGAGGUGUUCAGCAGCCUGGGAGCCUACAACCCCGCCCUGUACCCACAGGGGCCCUUCCAGCACAGCGCAAGUGCCACCAGGAAGCAGGUCACCACCCUUACUUGCAUCAGCAAAGGGGUCGAAAGAGUGGAGGUUCUGGAUAGCGGACAUACGAUACGAUUCCUUUUCUUACCAUCAUUGAACAGGCAAAAGAGAUGGCUUCUGUGGAAGGACGACCAUCAGAGAGAUGAGAGGGUGCUUGAGAGUGAGGCCAGCCUGGAUUCACAGGAUCCUCCCCAGGAAGUGGCCUUGGACAUUAAGUUGAACUACAUCUACAAGUUCCUGACCCUGUGUCUCCUAGUCCGGCCAGUGUCCUACACGGAUGCCAGCAUCUUGGAUCUGAUGGAGCUGCUGUGCCGCGCAGGCCUGGAUGUAGGGUUGUGCCUGCUGCCCAAGACUGACCUCCAGCAACUCCUGCUCCUGCUGCUGGAGAGAAUCCAAGAGUGGCCUGGAAAGCUCCAGCCCCUUUGCUGUGCCCUGAGCUGGGUGUCCGACCACCACCACAACCUGCUGGCCCUCGUGCAGUUCUUCCUGGAUGUGACGCCUCGGGGCAGGCAGCUGAGAAGUCAGCUGAGUCUUGUGAUUAUUGCCCGGAUGCUGGGCCAGCAGGAGUCACUUCCUUUCUCGGCAGAGAAAACCCAGCUAGCCCUGCUCAGCCAGCUCCUCAGCCUCAUGAGGCCUUCGUCCCUCAGGCAGUGUCUGGGCAUUGAAACCUUGCCAUCCAGUCUAGGGCAACACUCAAAGGCCAGUGCCGAGCUAGACUACAAGGUCUGCUAUCUGUGCCACAGCCUCCUGACACUAGCUGGGGUCGUGGUCAGUAGCCAGGACAUUACUCCCAAUCAAUGGGGUGAGCUACAGCUGUUGUGCAUGCAGUUGGACCGUCAUAUCAGCACCCAUAUCCGGGAGAGCCCUCAGGCCAUGCACCGGACCAAACUCAAGGACCUAGCUACCCAGACUUACAUCCGCUGGCAGGACUUGCUGGCCCACUGUCAGCCCCAGGGUCAGUACUUCAGCCCUUGGAAAGACAUUUAAAGGGAUAAGAGCAAAGUGGCCCAAGGCUGUGGACUGGAGCAGGAAGAGAACUGUAGGAGGUGAAGAAUGGAGCCGGAGGAGGCCCAGCCUGGUGAAGGUAGACUACUGCCACCACCCAGCGAGGGGUUCUUGUGUCCCUGACCAUCCCCACCCUUGAGCUCCCCCACCUGCACAGGUGUCUCUUCUGUUCUGGGCUCUCCCUGUUGGCCACUGACUUUCCCACACCUUGCCCUCUCUGCCCAUCUUGAAUAUGAGGUUCAUUUGUGCAUAUUAAAGUAUUAUUUCCAGCA